Arvicanthis niloticus (Nile rat) is the source of this 564-nucleotide messenger RNA. RefSeq names its product IQ motif containing J (gene Iqcj). NCBI's taxonomy places the organism in Eukaryota, Metazoa, Chordata, Mammalia, Rodentia, Muridae. The record is from RefSeq and is a predicted model, not a curated record.
UCCCCCACAGUGACAUCGGGCUCUGUGUUUCCAAGGAACACAGUGCGCCAGCCUCUGAUUCAGUCUCCUCUUACCUGCAGGUGCUCUGGAAACUUCAAAAUGCGACUGGAAGAACUAAAAAGACUACAGAAUCCUUUAGAACAAGUUGAUGAUGGAAAAUACUUGCUUGAGAACCACCAGCUGGCCAUGGAUGUGGAGAAUAACAUUGACAACUAUCCCCUCAGCCUACAGCCCUUGGAAUCAAAGGUGAAAAUCAUUCAGCGAGCAUGGCGAGAGUACUUGCAGAGGCAGGACCCCCUGGAGAAGAGAAGCCCAUCCCCACCUUCUGUCUCUUCAGACAAGCUGAGCAGCUCUGUCAGCAUGAACACCUUCUCCGACAGCAGCACACCCGUGAGUGUCUCCUUGCCUCUUGCUUGGACUGGCUUGCACUGUAUAUUGAUAGCCCAGGCUCUGGUUCCAAGGAAAGAUCUUGAGGUGGUUUGUGAUGGUAUGUGUGUGGGGGGUGGGGGGUUGUGUUGUUUAUUUGCUACAUGGGAGCCCACAGUGAGGCUCUUGACGUCAUAA